Carya illinoinensis is the source of this 2735-nucleotide messenger RNA. RefSeq names its product DEAD-box ATP-dependent RNA helicase 35. Gene Ontology annotation, molecular function: RNA helicase activity; ATP binding; zinc ion binding. Bases 684 to 2447 code for a protein of 587 amino acids. Gene Ontology annotation, cellular component: spliceosomal complex. Lineage: Eukaryota; Viridiplantae; Streptophyta; Magnoliopsida; Fagales; Juglandaceae. The record is from RefSeq and is a predicted model, not a curated record. Gene Ontology annotation, biological process: mRNA splicing, via spliceosome. The transcript has 6 exons.
UGAUCCGACCCGUCCGUGAACCAUAACCCGACCCGACCUGAAAAAACACGGUUUGAAUUGAUUCACGGAUUCGACCCGUAUGACCCGUACAACCCGCUGAUAACCCGUCUCUUAAAAACAAUCCCACGUUUUAUGCCUUGCAGAUGAAACCUAGCCAUUGCCUCUGUUGAGUCCGUUCCCCUUCAUGAAAGCUUAGAUUUGGGACACUACCAAAGCAAAGACUUGAAAGUCUUUCACGGAUUCAGGAUGCUUGAUUCCCCCAAAGCAAAGACUUGAAAGUCUUAAAAGGAGCAGAUCCUUCUAGCUGAUAUUUCUCUCUUCUUCUACCCAUUUCUCGAUUCCCCCAUUUCUCGAUUCAGGAGGUUUGAAAGCGCUUUUGAGAGAGAAUGAUGUGAAGCCUGGAGAACAGUGAAUGCAAAAGACGUGGUACAGGGAGAACGCUUCUGUUCCGCACAGGGGGAGAACUCAGAACACCUCUCUUUCUUCGACCUCGUGGACACUUGCACUUGCUCUCGGAGGAUCCCCCUUGCCCCUCUCUGCCCAACGGUGCCCCCGACUUCCACGCCCCAGCCAAGCACUUCGCCCCACACGCCGCAGUCGCCGUCGCCAUCGCUACCUUUAGUGCCAGGCGCUGAAUAUUCUGUAAUUCCUUGAGAAUAGUUGGUUCUACAAGAACUGAAAACAUGGAAGAAGCUGAUGAUUAUGCUGAAUACAUUCCUGUGGCAAAGCGAAGAGCCAUGGAAGCACAGAAGAUUCUUCAGCGGAAGGGCAAGUCCUCUGCACUUGAAGAAGAGUUGGAGAAAGCAAAACUUGCCGAGGCCAAACCAAGCCUUCUUGUAAAAGCAUCACAGCUGAAGCGAGACCAACCCGAGAUAAGUCCAACCCAGCAGAUUGUGCAACAAGAAAAGGAAAUGAUUGAGCACUUAUCAGAUCGGAAAACGUUAAUGUCUGUUCGUGAACUGGCAAAAGGGAUUACUUAUACGGAGCCUCUGUUGACGGGAUGGAAGCCACCAUUGCCAAUCAGAAGGAUGUCAAAAAAGGAAUGUGAUGCAAUUCGGAAGCAGUGGCACAUAAUAGUUGAUGGGGAAGACAUUCUCCCUCCAAUUAAGGAUUUUAAGGAUAUGAGGUUUCCGGAACCAAUUUUGAAGAAGCUAAAGGCAAAGGGAAUUGUACGACCAACUCCUAUUCAGGUGCAAGGUCUUCCUGUGAUUUUAUCUGGGAGGGACAUGAUUGGGAUUGCGUUUACAGGCUCAGGCAAGACAUUGGUUUUUGUGCUUCCAAUGAUAAUGGUGGCGCUGCAGGAGGAGAUUAUGAUGCCUAUCGUUCCAGGAGAGGGGCCAUUUGGUUUGAUUAUAUGCCCAUCAAGAGAACUCGCAAGGCAGACUUAUGAAGUAGUGGAAGAGUUCUUGGCUCCCAUGAGGGAGGCUGGUUAUCCAGAAGUGAGGCCUUUGCUCUGUAUAGGUGGAGUGGAUAUGAGAACGCAGUUGGAUGUUGUGAAGAAGGGUGUUCAUAUUGUGGUUGCUACUCCUGGGAGGCUGAAGGAUAUGUUAGCAAAGAAAAAAAUGAAUCUUGACAAUUGCAGGUAUCUUACUUUAGACGAGGCAGAUAGAUUGGUGGAUUUGGGCUUUGAAGAUGAUAUAAGAGAAGUUUUUGACCACUUUAAAGCUCAACGGCAAACUCUCUUAUUUUCUGCCACCAUGCCUACCAAGAUUCAGAACUUUGCCAGAAGUGCUCUAGUAAAACCUGUGACUGUUAAUGUGGGAAGAGCUGGAGCAGCGAAUCUCGAUGUGAUUCAGGAGGUCGAGUAUGUAAAGCAAGAGGCCAAGAUUGUUUACCUUCUUGAAUGUCUGCAGAAAACCCCACCACCUGUUUUAAUUUUCUGUGAGAACAAGGCUGAUGUGGAUGACAUUCAUGAAUAUCUCCUCUUGAAAGGAGUCGAAGCUGUAGCCAUCCAUGGAGGCAAGGACCAGGAAGAGAGAGAGUAUGCCAUUUCAUCCUUUAAGGCAGGAAAGAAAGAUGUCUUGGUUGCUACUGAUGUUGCCUCAAAGGGGUUGGAUUUUCCUGACAUUCAACACGUCAUUAAUUAUGACAUGCCUGCAGAGAUCGAAAACUAUGUUCACAGGAUUGGACGAACUGGAAGAUGUGGCAAGACAGGAAUAGCUACAACAUUUAUAAACAAGAAUCAGAGUGAGACAACACUUCUUGAUUUGAAACACCUCUUGCAAGAAGCAAAACAGAGAAUUCCACCUGUGCUGGCUGAGCUAAAUGAUCCGAUGGAAGAUGUAGAAGCAAUUGCCAGUGCAAGUGGGGUUAAGGGCUGUGUAUAUUGUGGUGGGCUUGGUCACCGUAUUCGGGACUGCCCGAAAUUGGAACAUCAAAAAAGCAUGGCUAUUUCCAGCUCCAGAAGGGAUUACUUUGGAUCUGGUGGUUACCGAGGGGAGAUAUGAUAUUGACCGAGCUUAUAUAUGUAGAGACGUUCUUCACUUAGUUGAAAAUAUGGUAUGCACUCUUUUGCAUCUUGUAAUUGCGCAACUGAAACAACUUAUAAAAAAAAAAAAAAAAUUGCGCAACUGAAACAGAAUUGGAUUAGAUGCUUGUAUGUUCAUGCAUGAUGCAUUUGGGGCUAAGGCCUCUAGAAAUGGUCCCGAUAACUUUGGUUCAGUUGAAUAUCUGAAUGUGUUGUACUUCAGCUAGAACCGUUCACGGUAACUUUGAUGAAGUGGAAUCUUCGAGCA